AUGGCAAGCAAUAGUCUUGCACCUCCUUCGUUGGCGGUCGACACUCGAACGCGUCCGAGGAGCGACACAAAUGAAACUAGAGUGAUGACCCCGGGGUCUUUCGUCUCGAACAUAUCGAAUAUAUCGAACCCUUUUCUAACACCAGCUAACUCAAACCCCUUCCUCACGCCAGCCCAAUCCGACUGCGGGUCGAGCGUGAGAUCGGUGGACCCCGAUGCGGCUCUCCAUCCAGAUCCCGGGACGGAAGCUGAUUUUGAGGUGGAAAAUAACCCGUUCGCUUUCAGUCCCGGCCAACUGGGCAAACUCCAGAAUCCAAAAUCCCUGCCUGCAUUUUGGGCUUUAGGGGGGCUUGCCGGGAUCACAAGGGGGUUGCAAUCUGAUAUAAAUGCCGGCUUGAGUGUGGACGAGACUUCCGUACGAAGUUCUAUCACAUUCGAGCAAGCAGUAAGAAGGACUUCAGAUAAGUUCCUAGACUUACCAGAGCGGACGUCAAAACCUGGGUCUGACUCUUUUUUGGACCGUAUCAGAGUCUUUGGGAGGAACGUUUUACCGGCGAAGAAGGCGACGCCAAUAUGGAAGCUAAUGUGGAACGCUUACAAUGACAAGGUCAUUAUCUUAUUAACGGUAGCUGCUGUCGUCUCUCUCGCGUUGGGUCUCUAUGAAACUUUCGGGACGGUGACCGAACCAGGAGACCCACCCUCGGUCGAUUGGGUCGAGGGUGUUGCAAUCAUAAUCGCCAUUCUCAUCGUCACACUCGUGGGAUCACUCAACGACUGGCAGAAAGAACGAGCUUUCGUUAGGCUCAACGCGAAGAAAGAAGACCGAGAGAUCAAGGUAGUUCGGUCCGGAAAAUCGUUCAUGAUUAAUGUUCACGAUAUCCUCGUUGGAGAUGUCCUACACCUCGAACCCGGCGAUUUAGUUCCUGUCGACGGAAUUUUCAUUAGUGGUCAUGAUAUGAAAUGCGAUGAGUCCUCGGCAACUGGAGAAUCCGACGCCAUCAAGAAGACCCCGGGCGACCAAGUUAUGGCAACGCUUGAAUCAGGAGCAAACCAGAAAGGUCUGGAUCCCUUUAUCAUCUCAGGCUCGAAAGUGCUCGAAGGAGUUGGUACAUUCCUCUGCACUUCGGUCGGCGUGCACUCCAGCUUUGGGAAAAUCAUGAUGUCCGUCCGAACUGAUAUCGAAGCAACUCCAUUACAGAAGAAACUCGAAAGGCUCGCUGUUGCCAUCGCCAAAUUAGGAGGUGCUGCGGCGGGCCUUCUCUUUUUCGUCCUAUUGUUCCGCUUCCUCGCCGGCCUAUCAACAGACACCCGGACGAGCUCGGAGAAGGCCUCCGCCUUCUUAGACAUCCUGAUCGUUGCCGUAACCAUCAUCGUUGUGGCUGUGCCAGAGGGUUUGCCCCUGGCGGUUACCUUAGCGCUGGCCUUCGCCACUACCCGCCUGCUGAAGGAAAACAACCUCGUACGUGUGCUUCGCGCCUGUGAGACCAUGGGCAACGCCACCGCGAUUUGCUCCGACAAGACUGGCACCUUGACUACCAACAAAAUGACGGUCGUGGCUGGGACGUUUGGCCAGUCGAGUUUCGCUAAAUCCGAAAGCGAGAAACCUGGCUGUCAAACCAUCUCCCAAUGGGCAGCCAACCUCCCGCAGAAGACGAAAGAUGCUAUCGUGCAGUCGGUAGCUAUCAACUCUACCGCAUUCGAAGGUGAAGAUGCUGGUCAGUUCACCUUUAUCGGUUCUAAGACCGAGACGGCACUUCUCCAGUUAGCCAGGGAUCAUCUGGGCAUGCAAUCGUUAGCUGAAGCCAGAGCAAACGAGGAGGUCAUACAGAUGAUGCCCUUCGACUCGGCUAAGAAAUGCAUGGGAGCGGUAAUCAGACUAAGAGACGGGUCCGGAUAUAGACUUUUGGUAAAGGGAGCAUCUGAAAUUCUCCUUAACUACUGUACCCUGAAGGCAGAUGCCGAUUCUCUUGCCACAGACGCCCUCACUGUCGAUGAUCGUAUUCGGUUGAGUUCUUCUAUUGAUUCCUACGCGAAAGGUUCGCUUAGGACUAUCGGAAUUACCUUCAAGGAUUUUGCCCAAUGGCCCCCUGCUAAUGCGGAGGUGGAAGAUGGGCACGUCAAAUUCGAAUCGGUGCUCGAAGAUCUUGUUUGGCUUGGUCUGGUCGGUAUUCAAGACCCCGUUCGACCCGGUGUCCCCGAAGCUGUCCGUAAAGCACAAAAGGCUGGUGUUGUCGUCCGCAUGGUGACUGGCGAUAAUGCCGUUACUGCCCAGGCGAUUGCGACCGAAUGUGGUAUCUAUACAGACGGCCUUAUUAUGGAGGGCCCCGACUUCAGGAGGCUCAGCGAGGAGGAAAUGAAUGUUAAGAUACCUAAGUUGCAGGUGCUCGCACGAUCGUCGCCCGAGGAUAAGAGGAUCUUGGUUGCAAGACUUAAGGCUCUCGGAGAAACAGUAGCUGUUACUGGAGACGGCACCAACGAUGCGCCAGCUCUUAAGACUGCCGAUGUCGGGUUCUCGAUGGGCAUCUGCGGAACUGAAGUAGCUAAGGAGGCUUCGGAAAUUGUACUGAUGGACGACAACUUCACUUCUAUUCUGACCGCUCUCAAAUGGGGACGUGCAGUUAACGAUUCUGUCCAAAAGUUCCUUCAGUUUCAAAUCACCGUCAAUAUUACCGCCGUUCUUCUUGCCUUCAUUUCCGCUGUGGCUGAUCCUGAUUCGCACUCGGUACUCACCGCGGUGCAACUCCUUUGGGUUAACCUCAUCAUGGAUACCUUCGCGGCCCUAGCGCUCGCAACUGACCCUCCUACCGAGCGAAUUUUAGACCGUCUCCCUCAGCCGAAAAGCGCGCCUAUCAUUACCACAAACAUGUGGAAGAUGAUCACCGGACAGGCCAUAUUCCAACUCGCCGUCACGCUCGUCCUGUACUUUGCCGGCUCCUCGAUCCUAGGCUACGAUCCUAACAACGAAACGCAACAGACGGAACUCAAUACCAUGGUCUUCAACACGUUCGUAUGGAUGCAGAUCUUUAACGAGUUCAACAACCGUCGCCUGGAUAACAAAUUCAAUAUCUUCGAGGGCGUACACCGCAACAAGUUUUUUAUCUUGAUUAAUUGUAUCAUGAUCGGUGCGCAAAUCGCUAUCAUCUUCGUCGGCGGAACCGCGUUCGAGAUCACGGCCAUCGACGGCACGCAAUGGGCUAUCUGUGUCAUUGCGGCUGCUGUUUCGCUCCCGUGGGCCGUUGUCGUUCGUCUGUUCCCUGACGCGUGGUUUGCUGCGAUCGCUAAGACGGUUGGCGCCCCUGUCAUCAUAGUGUACAAGUAUCUGGCCAACCUGUGCAGCAAGGUUGGUGCUGUCUUUAGUCGGAUAUGGAAGAGGACCAAGAAGUCGUCCUCGGAAGAAAAUUCAGAAGAAAAGCCGGAAGAAUAUAACGACCCUCAAAGGGGAGAAACGGCUCCUGAGAUCGUCGUUUCCGGGGGUGAUGAUUAUUUCUACCCUAAUAACGCACCGGAAAUACAAAUAAUAGAGGACUUGGAACAGGGGCGUAGAUAG
Molecule: messenger RNA, 3546 nt
Organism: Annulohypoxylon truncatum
Lineage: Eukaryota; Fungi; Ascomycota; Sordariomycetes; Xylariales; Hypoxylaceae
Product: plasma membrane calcium-transporting ATPase
Exons: 2
Coding region: 1-3546 (1181 amino acids)
Biological process (GO): calcium ion transmembrane transport; intracellular calcium ion homeostasis
Cellular component (GO): membrane; intracellular membrane-bounded organelle
Molecular function (GO): P-type calcium transporter activity; ATP binding; ATP hydrolysis activity
Source: RefSeq, a predicted model, not a curated record